CGCCCAACAAUCUCCAGACCUAGCCUAGCCCGGCUUGACCUAGGACGUAAAGGCCGCCACCAUGAGCCGAGUGGUGACCGUCGAGCAGCCCCCUCCUCAGCAUCCUCGGUUCCGGCAAAGGCUAGGGCGUGGAGGCACCGUAGCCAGCGGGCGACUGUAUGACUACCUGUACGAUCCAUUGUUUAUAGUAUCAAGUGCAAAGGACCAUGCACAGGCUAAUAUCCAAGCCACUGUGAUGAGAAACCAAUUGAAAAAAGUUCCCAGGUUUAGAACUAUGUUUAGUAACCUGCAGAAUUAUCCAAGAUACAUGAUGUUUUUGAACCCCUCACAUCCUAUCCCACUAUUUGUUGAUCAAGAAUGGCGAGGAUGGGCGGAGCAACGUAAAGAAGCUUUCUACAAACUUGCAGCCGCUGACCCUUCUUUUAAGAUGCCUAAAGAAGUUGAUGAAGAUCCUCAGGUUACUGGAAAGAAUCGCUACAAAUAUUUUGAAUGGCCUUUUCUUCCAUUUUACAAGCAGAUGCCACUCAAUGUUAUUCUUGCAACACAAAAGCAAGAUGCAUACAAUUAUGUUUCCGUGCCCAAAAAGCAGCCCAAAAUUGAUUUGGUACGUACUCAAGGCACACAGACAGAUUAUCGGGAUAGUGAAACCCAAACAGAUCCAUACACACCAGAAUAUGUAGUGUGCCAGGACACCAUCCCCGAGAUCUUGACCCUGGCUACUCUCACUUGGGGUCGGGGACUUCCAGCAGGACUAGCCGAAGUAGAGAUGAUUGAACGUGCCAGAGAGAAACGUGCUUGGGAAGCCACCCUUCCACCUCUGAGUAAUGGCGCAUUAUUCAAUAAAAGGAGGAAAAUGAUGAAUGACAUGGAAAGGAAGGAGUGGGCCUUUAGAGAACAUGAAAUUGAAAAACUGCAGGAACUUCAACUAGAGGUCCUCAAACAGCUAUUGAAGAAGCGUGAAGAUGAUCAAAAUGAGGUGAACAUAAAUCGUUUAAAUGCCCAGUGGUCUAAACUUCAGGAAGAAAAGGAAGACAAAUUGUCAAAAAUUAGACACACACAUGUAUCAGCAAUCAGAAAAAUGAUGAUGAAGGGAAGAAAUGUAGAGGGGAAAUUUGAGAGAAGAAACAUCAUUAAUGAAUAUAAUGACUAUGCAUCUCAAGUCUAUGGACCUCUUUCUCGAUUGGGUCGCUUUCCAGACAGUAAUUCAGAACGUUUUGUUGUCAAAAACCGUUUUCUUAACACCUAUGAGGGAUUACUUGAACUUGAGGCCUCCCUCCCAGAUUUUGUAACACAGCCUCGGAUCAGAGCUCCAAAACCUAAAGUGAUCACCACAAAGAAUAAAUUUCUUAAAAGGUCAGCAAGAAUGGAUCUUGAGUUAGCUGAGGUUCACCAGGCACUUCUGGAUAAGAAGAGGAGAGGUCCUGAGCCAAAGAAAAAACUCUUCUUCCUUCAGAAAAAAGUAAUACCAUCACCUCGACUUUCAACACCAGCCUUGGAAAUGUGUUCUUCUGAAGAAGAGGAGAUUGAAAUGGCUGUGGUCUACUUACAAAAGUUACUUCGUGGCCGAGUCAUCCAGAACAUGAUGUUUGAAGGAAAAGAAAAGCGCUUAGAGUUGAUCAAUGAACUGCGGACCAGCCAUUGGCUUCAGGAAGAUGGCAGACUGGUGAAGAAAAUGGAGAAGCAAGUGACGCUGGCCCUGCAGCGGCAGCGCAACUUGCACGAGGAGAAGAUGGCAAUGAUUGAAAAUCACUUGGGUGGCCUGGAAGGAAGGGUCUUAACAGAGAUGUUUGACUUCCUCUCCAAAGAACUCAUCCGACUACAAGAGGAAAGGAGGAUCCAUGCCUUCGCCAUGCUGGCGGAGAGGCAGCGUCGGAUUCGAGAGGCAGAGGAGAGUGGCCGUCGCCAGGUGGAGCAGAGGCGUCAGCGUGAAGAGGAUGAGAUAUUUAAGGAGGUGAUUAAAAUUCACCAGAGUACCGUUACCUCCUAUCUGGAAGACAUCAUACUAAAUACAGAGGAAAGCACAGCAGAAGAACAAGCCCGGGAAGAAAUUCAGAAGAUGGCUAAGGAAAUCAAUGACCUCGCUUACGAAAUAGAAGAUCGUCGAACUCGUCUUCAGUCAGAAGAGAUUGUUGCGGAGCUGGUUUACAGUUUCCUGAUUCCAGAAGUGCAGAAGACGUUUGUGAAGGAGAAAGUGAGGAAUUUACAAAGGAAGCACAUUCUUGCAGCUCACCAGAUCAUCCACCAGAGUGCUGAAAAAGUCAUCAAUCAAACUGAGGAAACCCCGCAGCCCAGGCAGAGACCAGUCACGGAGAUUGACAAGAUGUUUGCCCGAUUAAAAGCCAAAAAAGACGAAAAGUCUGACUGAGGUCACAAAUGUUGUACAGAAGAUGUACCUAUCGGCAAGAAGAAUUCCAGCCAUCUUUGCUUCUUCCAGGUUUUGUGAUACGUGUCAGAUUUUGUCAGUAUGUGGUUCUUGAGGAAAAGAAGAAUGAUUUAGGGAGACUUUUAUCUUUAUUAAACAUACAAUAAUUUCAAAUGAUUUUUAGUAAUAAAGAUUAAAUGUAGGAA
Messenger RNA from Phascolarctos cinereus (koala), 2568 nucleotides. It is a transcript of the gene CFAP91, whose product is annotated as cilia and flagella associated protein 91. NCBI's taxonomy places the organism in Eukaryota, Metazoa, Chordata, Mammalia, Diprotodontia, Phascolarctidae. The record is from RefSeq and is a predicted model, not a curated record.